AUGGAUUACGGCGGAGGCAGCUGGAUGAUGGUUCCCAAUGAGAGCCCCGGAGCACAAGACCUCCAUUCAAUCCAUGCGCAUAGGCAACAGAUACAGUUUCAAGACCCUCAGCAACAGCAGUACCAGCAACAGCAACAGCAACAGCAACAGCAACAGCAACAGCAUCAGCAGCAGCAACAUCACCAGUCUCUGGCUUCGGAUUUCCAUCUUCUUCACGUAGAUUUUUCCUCUAGUAGGCUAGGACAUUUCCAUUUCAAAACUGAAUUUCUCAUAUUUAACAUCAGCUAAACACGGUUUGAAGUGUACGGUGAAAAAAAUAGAAAAAGAGGACCUUACUAUAUAGUUGAAUUUCUUUAGUUCCGCUUAAUCAAAUUGCAUGACCUGAGUCAUUUUUUCAAGUGAAUAAAAUAAAAAUUCCAUAUUUCCUUAAACCAUCCACAAGUGUCCACCGACUCAUGGCUAUAUAUUUGUAAGCAUCAAAGGUGGUUAUGGCUUGGAGGCCAAAAUGUCUGUUGUCUAGGUUCUUCACUCGUGCAUGAAUUAUCCUUAUUAGGUUAGAGCUUGCUGUGGUAAUACAGAUGUAAAGACUCAGAUGAUACAUUUUUUGUUCAAUUUAUGGGAUCAUAUAAGGGUAAAUAAUAGUGGGGUGUGACGAGUAUGAGGGCUUACAGGGAUUUAAUAAAAGCGCACCAUAAAUUUUUCAUCAUUGAUGCUUAUUUUAUUUCAUGAGAUGACCAAUUCCUUGGAUAUUUAGUCCGAUUAUAAAGUGCUUAUUCCAUUUACUCUCAUGGUUGUCGUUGAUGAAUCUUUCUUUUUGUUGUGUACGUACUUUUUACCAUAACGUUAAUCAACUUGAAGUACAUACAUCAACUUUGGUUUUCUGUUCCUUUUACCUGUCAUCUUCGUAACACUACACUAGAAGCAUUUUAUAUCAUGCUACAGCCUUUGUUUUGAGGGCACGUGUGCUAAUUUUUAUAUUUUAGCAGGCAACAUAAUUUUGAACAUAAUAGUUGAAUUAACUAUUACUCUAUUUUUGUUGAACUACCAUAUUCGUUUUGAUAUGGAAGCUCUUAGGUGACGGAACAUCAGAUAAACAAAUGUGCACUUGCUUCCUGUGCUAAUUUUCUGCAUAGGAAAUAGUAUUAUAUGUUCUUUGAAACCUCUUUAUCACAAGUUACAUUUUCUUCUCUUUGUUUCAAAUUGUGGAAAAUUUUAUUGUUUCAUCUUUCAUUUUUCAGAUUGUCGAAAGCUUAGCUGGUGCAAUAGAAGGUGGGUCACGUGACCAACAGUUGGAUGCUCUGGUUGGUAUCCUUUAUCCACAUCCAAAACAAAUGCUUCCUAAGCCGAAAGUGUCACUUUUUACGAUUGCAUGCGCUUCCUUUACGUUGGCAUCUAAAUUUCGAUUCGUGAAAUCUUAGAUUUCCACAAGUUACCUCGUUUUCUUGGUUUAUUAGUUCAUAAGGCAAGAUUAUGCUCUUCAGCAAAUUGGAGGUCCUGGCUUAAGUUCGUGAAUGUCGGUGAAUGUAUUGUAUAUUAUAUCAUGAUUCUCCUUGAUGCUCUAAUUAACAGUCUCCAAUUAAUAACUUAUCUGUUUCCUUAUAUUUCCAUUUUUUUUAAUUUUUUAAUUUUUAGUUUCCUCUUUUUUAAAAUAAUUGAAAUCCUGUGUUGCACAGAAAAUAGAUAGUCAUAUUUAGUCACUUGGAUAUCUCCUUCUUUUUGGAAAUGUUCAGGCCUCAAAGGUUAAGAAUUGGUUAAUCUUAGAUAAAUAAAUAUGAUCCAAUAAAAAAAAAACUCGAGAUGAGGAAAUUUGAUAAUCUACAGGCGCUUGGCCAGAGCUGGCUUGCCUCUACACGAAUUCACAGCAAGUCGUUUGUGUCAAUAGCUGUAUGGCUUUAAGAGGCCUUGAAAACCUAGCCUCUGUGUUUAUCUAAACUACUGAAUUUGUGUUAUGUUGUUUGUGUCACAUCAAAUGUCCAAAUCAUGCAUUGCUAAUCUGUGAACAGUAUUAAUUUCAAAGCUCACCUUUUAGUGGGAUCUGGAGGAUGCAAAGCUUGCCUUCUUUGAAAAGAGUGAGGUAUAGAUGAAUCACGGAUUGCUGGUUUGUGAACAAUUCGCCUAUUUAAAGGAGUUGAGGAGGGAGCUGGAAGAUACCAAAUUAACUUUGGUCUUCAGACACGAACAAUGGAAGUAGAUUCCCACAAAACAGUUUGAUUGCAAGAUUUUUGAUAAAACCUUGUUUCUCUCCUUUUCGGUGGCUGUGUUCAAACCAGUGUAUUGAUUUUACGUCUUGAGUGCUCUCCUAUCCUUUAAACAAAAUGUUUUUAACGCAAUGCCUGAGAGGGAGGGUAGCCUACAAGCUUGAGAGUAAUGACAAUUUUUAAUUAAAAUAAUAAAGUAAAUUAAUUCGCUAUUUUUUUUAAUAAAAUAAUUAUCUUAUUUAUAAAAUUUAUUAAGAUAUAUUUAUAUUUUUACACUUUUAUUUAAUUCAAACCUGCUUAUGUAAAUUUUUUAAAUACUUUGAUGAAGCCAGUGUUCAUUGUAUGUGUGCAUCGUUAUUUCUCAAAUAGUUUUGGUUUAAUUUGAUAUUUAAAUAUUAUUUUCUAACAUUUAUAACAAGGCAUUGCCAAUCGUCUCUGCUGCUUGUUACCAUGCCAUGAACUGGUUGACUUCCGCCAUAAAAACCAUGGAUAAAUCCUUGAUACUUAACCAUGCUGCAUUCAGUUACUUUGUUUAGUACUUUCCUCUGUGAGGAAUGCCUUUCUCUUGCUGUCUUGUAGGUUAAUGAGUUGACCAGCCACUUCAAUAACUGUCAGCAGCUGCUGAACUCCAUCUCAGGAACCAUUAAUGCAACACCUGUGGUAACCAUCGCUCCCUCUCCCAGUGGAAAUAUGCAAGGGAAUUCUUCAUGAUUUACAUUGUUUGAUGAUCUCUAUAACUGAAUAUAGUCAGUAUCUUAUCUUCUUACCUUAUAUAAGAUCUCGUUUUUUCAUUAUUAUCUACUAUUUUUUUUUCUAAUUACAUAUCUGCACAUGCUAUUUUGCCCACCUAACCAUAUUAUACAUAUUCUGGUAAUUUUUUCCUAUGAAGAUGAACACUCUAACAGCCAUAUAUCUCCAUUGGGGCCUCCGCAUACUUUGGUUGUCUACAUACUUCGUAUGAUUCAUGCUCAAUUAUUAUUAAGAUUAUUUACCCUGUCUACUUCUUCAUGGCUGGAUAUUAAGCCAACUUCUCAGGAGAGAAGCGUCCAUCGCAUCAGUGUUUAUGUCUUCUGUCUAUCUUCAUAUCCACACGUUCUUCAUUUUUUUUUUAGGUUUUUAUUUGCAAUAAAUCAGAUUAAAUAUCUCAUAGAUAAUAAUUUCUUAUAUGCAUUUAUCCAUGUUUAUACAAUAUCGACAGGGAGAAAAUUUCCCAUUCUGCCACUUCCACAUGUUCUUCAUUUUUUUUUUCUUUGCAGUAAAUCAGACUAAUUUCUCAUAUAGAAAUUAAUUUCUGAUGUGUAUUGUCCUGAAGUUCCAAAUAUAGGUUUAUUUAUCCGUGUUAUAGGAUAAUAUUCUUCAUUUUUUUUCUGUGAAAAUAUUUUACAAAAAAUGAGAUUGAUUUUUUCCAUGGAAGAAAUAAUGUUUUAUUUAUCUAUGCUGAUCUGAGGAUGCUCGCUUAUUGUGAUGAGUUUUCUGACAGACUGUCGAAGGCCAGAAAAAGAAACUCGAGGAAGCUGAGCAGCAGCUGAACCAGAGAAGGUUUGCUCUGAAAUUGCUUCAGAAGUAUAUUCAGUCCACCUGUACUCCAGACUUCAUCUCUCUUCGUUGACCUUUUUCAGGGACCUAAUGAACAAGUACAAGAGCUGUGUGGAGGACCUUGUCAAACCAAACAGACAGAAAUAG
This is a messenger RNA of Spirodela intermedia, 3881 nucleotides long. NCBI's taxonomy places the organism in Eukaryota, Viridiplantae, Streptophyta, Magnoliopsida, Alismatales, Araceae. The record is from the annotation of a GenBank genome assembly.